GCAUUGUAGUCAGUACUGAAUUUGAGAUUAUUUUAACAUAUCAUUAAGACAUUAACUACAUGGAAAUAAUAAAGGAAUUAAUUGUUUAACGACAUUCAAAACACAUUCCAUCUACUGACAGCGUUGGCCUUGACCUCCCAUAUGAACCUUUGACAGGGAACAGAAAAAGGAAUGUUUCCAUGUACAUCGCCAUUUUGCAGGUUAUCAUACCGUAUUAGGCUGGCCACACACAUUUUACAACGUAAAAAAUAUUGAAUUACUAUCUCAAAAUUCAAGUUUCAAAUUCUCUUAAUGUAACCAGUAAUUGUUAGCAGUUUUGAGGGAGUGCAAGAAUUAGUAUUUUUUUUUAAAUGAAGCCGACGAUGCUGGGUUUGAAAUCAAUGCGUACGGAAAUAAAAUAUGCCAAACACCAAAUCUAAAUAAACUCUCCAGGGAUAGUUUAAUCUUCAAUUAUGCUUUCACUUCAGUCAGCAGUUGUUCACCAAGCCGAGCAGCUUUACUAACUGGUAAACCAUCGCAUCAAAAUGGAAUGUUUGGAUUACACCAAGCAGAAAAUCAUUUUGAUUCGUUUGACAAAAUAAUGAGUCUACCAAAGAUUUUAAAACAGCAUGGAAUAAAAACAGGUAUAAUUGGGAAGAAACACGUGGGCCCCGAGAAAGUAUUUCCAUUCGAUUUUGCCGAAACAGAAGAAAAUAAUUCCAUACUUCAAGUAGGAAGAAAUAUUACGCUUAUGAAAUUAUUGACGAGAAAGUUUUUGAAUGAAACUGGAGCUAAUCCGUUCUUUCUUUAUAUUGGAUUCCACGACCCUCAUCGCUGCGGACACACACAUCCGCAAUUUGGCGAAUUUUGCGAGCAUUUCGGAAAUGGUGACUCUGGAAUGGGCUUAAUACCUGACUGGCACCCAAUCUAUUACCAACCAGAACAAGUACAACUCCCAUAUUAUCUUCCAAAUACUUGGGAUACUAGGGUUGAUGUUGCUGCCCAAUAUACAACUAUGUCGCGACUAGACCAAGGUGUUGGAUUGAUACUGAAAGAAUUAGAAGAUUCAGGUCAUUUGAAUGACACUUUGGUCAUCUUCACUUCCGACAAUGGUAUACCAUUCCCAAAUGGCAGAACAAAUCUUUACGAUUCUGGAAUAAUGGAACCCUUGUUCAUCUCAUCUCCAUUGCACAAAGAAAGAAAAGGACAAGUUACUAGUUCUUUGGGCAGUCAUUUGGACCUCAUGCCUACGAUCCUGGAUUGGUUCGGAAUUGAGAAGAGGUUGAUGGUCGAAAAUAAUGAAGUUAAUGGACAUGACUUAACAGGACGAAGCCUAUUGGAUCUCCUUCCAAAGGACAAAUCAAAUGAAGUGAUCUAUGCCAGUCACAAUCUGCAUGAAAUCACAAUGUAUUAUCCAAUGAGAAUGGUUAGGACUCACCAGUACAAACUGAUACACAACAUUAACUAUUAUAGUCCAUUCCCAAUUGAUCAGGAUUUUUACUUAUCUCCAACAUUUCAGGAUAUGUUGAACAGAACUAAAAACCAUGAAUAUCUGUAUUGGUUCAAAACUUUGGAGCAGUAUUACCGGCGUCCAGAGUGGGAGUUAUACAACUUAAAACAUGAUCCUGAGGAACUGAAUAAUAUUGUCAAGAAAAACACUUCUCAGGAGGUCUUCAUGUCAUUGAAGAAUAAAUUGAAUGCUUGGCAAAAAGCAACACAUGACCCUUGGUUAUGUGCACCUCAUGCUGUUUUGGAAAAUAAAGGAUCAUAUAAGAACAAUAUGCAAUGUUUGGAUUUAGACAACGCAAUAUAACAAUCUAAAGAUUAGCUUUCAUUCUGAAAAUCUAGUUACAUACUGCUCUCUGCUUCUUCUUUUAGCUGUAAGAUAAAAUUAUAGUUUAUAAUGAAUGUAUGUCAUUAGUACAAAUAAAGAAAUGC
This is a messenger RNA of Acanthoscelides obtectus, 1917 nucleotides long. Lineage: Eukaryota; Metazoa; Arthropoda; Insecta; Coleoptera; Chrysomelidae. The record is from the annotation of a GenBank genome assembly.